GUUAGUAGAGAAGAUUAAUGCGACUUACCCAAAUACAUUUGAAGCUAGAGGAGCAAUGAAAUCAACUAGAUAAACACAUGCAAACCUAACCCAUUCAUUCACAACCUAUAAACUAGGGUUCAUCUUUCGUACACAACCAUUAUAGAUUCAAGUCAUAGAGAGAGAAAGAAAACACAAACUAGAAGAGAGGGAGCGAUGGAAUCAAUCUUCUUCUCCUUGCUUGCACCUUCUUCUUGCUGCCUGGGUGGAUUGGAUCUUUAAUUAAGCUCUUCCAAUGUGUUUCCCUCUUCAAAAACAACCAAAAACCCUAACUUUCUCACUCUAGGUCAGCUCUCUCUUGAAAAGUGCAGCAAGAGGGGUAUUUAUAGAAAGCUUAUGGCGGUCAAGGCCUCCAGGGCGAGACGCGAUGGUCACGGCUGUGACCUAGCCGUGACCAGCUGGAACGUCCCCAAAUCGCCCAAAGCGACACAUUUUGACUCUGUCUUUAAGCUCCGAGAUUGUGGCGUCCUUCAUAAGAUCGUGGUCGUGAUCUAUGUGUCCCGAGCACGAUUUUUCACGAUCAAAAUGCGCCAUUUCCGCUAUCCGACUGGGGAAAUUUUUUGCCUUCUUUUUUAUUGUCUACUGAAUUUCACGGCUACUGUGAACGACCGCUAUCUUCAACCCACGAACAUGGUCAUGCCCUGGUGGUCACGGCCUUGACUUGUGGUUGUGACCAGUGCCUCUUCUCCCCUUCUUCCUCCUAUGCUUCCCAAUCAUGAUCGGAUGAGCUCCAAUCGAUUCCCAUCUCGAAUGCAUAUAAGAUAUGAAAUUUCAUCACAAACACUUGGGAAAGCAUAAAAUACAACAUAUUAGGGUCGGUUCCCCUAUGAAAACCUUCAUAUCAAGAAUACCUAUGCCAAAUGGAUGUUUUGCAAAUAGGAACGAAAAUAGGCCUAAAUAACCUUAUAUGUGGCCUAGACACGGUGAUUUAACAUGAAAAUGCCUUGAGAAUAGGGGCUAAAUAAAACCUAUUUUAGGUGUUGACAAACUCCCCCACACUUAGGCGUUUGCUUGUCCCCAAGCAAACCUACUCAAACCAAUGCAACUUGAUAAACAAAUCAACGGGGGAUGCAGUCUAGUUCUUCAUUGCAUAAAGAAGAGUAAACGGAGACGAGAAAAUGUUACUAUCAUCUCAUUAUGAAAGCACAAACUCCGUGGUGAGGACCAUAUUUACUACCUUAGUAUGAACAUUAAAGGUGUGCGCCGAGGGACUUCUCAACAACCACUAAGUACAGGAACUCUAGAGGGUGCUCUUUAUUUUUUCUUUUGAUUUAAGAGUUUUCAUUUAUUGGUCUCUUAUUUUCACGUUGAUGCACAUUGCACCAAUCUUUUGCAAGCUUACUUGCAAGUAAGCAUCUCUCCCUCAUUACCUGAAACACCCUAACCCAGCCGGGUACUACUUUUCCACUGCAAUUUAUUAUUUGAGUAUUUUAUUUAUCAAGGGAAUUUUAGUAAAAUUAGUACCCGUCCGGGUUAGGGUGUUUCAUGACCAAGAGAGAAUGAAUCAUUGCCUUCCCUAUCAAGGUCACAUGUGGGGAAGUUGAUGGGCGGAUUCGUCUUAGCCCGAGCACCACUUCCCAGCCUGCACUACAAAUUGGGGUUCCACACAUGUUUUGGUGAUUGGAUAGCUUUACCGCAUCCCGAUCAUCUUUCACUACUUACCACCCCCAAGCAUCUUUCCUCCUCACGGAAUCGUAUGACAAGUUACAAAGUACCUUUUAGCGAUUCAAGAGACCUCAAGCACUAUGCUUUGUAGAAUUUUAGAGUUAAAAAUGAUGGGGAAUUCCGCUCACAUGUUCUUCCCGAAACAGUAAACAUUCUUGACUCACCAAAGAGGAAGAAGAGAGUAAAAUCUCUCAUACAUCGGUACUCUAAUCAUGAAACUACUCCCUAGCGAGCACACCAUACCAAUCAUCUAUUAAUUCAAAUCAUAUUGAGUAGGUAAAUGCAAAAGGAGCCAAGUUGGAGCCCUCAAAUUUGAAAAAAUUUGGGCAUGCAUACAGGGCUCCUAGUGGUCAAAUUAUGCUAAAUCAUCGGUCACAAUCACUCUAAAAGCACACUCUCUCCCAAUCAAGUUUUCAAACAUUUAUGGCAUAAGAGAGUAUAAUCGAUAAAAACUUUCCACACAAGCAUUCAUGCAUAACCCCCCAUACUUAAGGAACCCUUUGUCCUCAAUGUGAGAAUGGUAAGAGGAUAGGGGAACGAAGGUACCAAAAUGCUUAGACAAAGAGAUUGUGGGAGUGAAGGGUAGGGUGGGUGGGUUGAUCUCCUCCCAAAGUUGAGAAGUUCUCUUUUUUGGGCUCGGUCUCUCGAUCUCUAGGUGACACUCUUAGUUUUUGUUGAUGUUCUUGCUCAUGGUGUAGUGGUGCAUGAGACUCAAAUCGUUGGGUGGAGUUACAAGUGGUCCGGUCUCUCCAUUGAUUGGAAUUUUGAAGAUUUUACCACCUCCGGUGUUGGAAGGAUUUGAACUCUCUCCUCUUCAAAGGAUUAACCCUUAUAAAGGUUCCCACACACACAAAAAUGAUCCAUACCCAUCCUUUCCAAUUACAUUUCAUCAAUAAUUGAAGAAUUCAUUGAACACUUCUCUUCAUCCCUAGGAUCCAAUCUUAUACAACCCCACACUUGAUGGUUACUAUGCAAAACAAGGGUGCAAAAUGGAAGACAAUGUCGAAUUAAUUAGUUAACAAUCUUGAUUGAUUGGUUCUAUUGACAACAUGUCAUUCUAGGUGUAUUAAUGUUGUGGCCAAAGGCAAUAAACAACCUAGACGACUAAGGUAGGGGUAUGGACCGGUUGCUCAAAACUCAUAUCAAAGUGGUAAGCUUUGGUGAGCAAAGGGUCCAUACACCUUAUAUCAAUCGAUCAAGAUUCGAAACUACCCCUCAAACAUGCUACUAGGGGGCUAACAUCAGCAUUAAAGUUCAUUUGGCAUGCAUCAAAACAUUACAAGCACAAAUUAUGUGAUUUGGGCAUUCCAUCGAGCACUUGGUGGGAGACAAUCAAAACAUCUUGAAUCAUUCAAUUCAUACCCACCAAGGCCUCCAAACCAUAUACAUUCAUUCAUAAACAUGCAACACACAACAACACAUCAAUAUUUUAUCAUUUGCCCUUCACCUUAGUCCAUUGGAACUCUUCAAGUACUCAGUUUAGCUCGAGACCUUCUUGAAGUUGAGGUUUUCAUCGGUUAAGUGGAGUUUCAAGCCUUGAUCAGUCUCCCAAUCAUUCGGUGAAGGCUCUUGUAGAUGUAGUUGCUUGAGACACCUCCAAUGAAACCGCUCUUCAAAUCUUCUUUGUUUUACUUUGCCUCGAACCAAGUCAAGCUUUCUUGAAGGGUCAUCACCAGAUCCACCAAGAGAGAUUGAUGAUGCCUCGGCCUUGUCUUGGCAAAGAGAACCCGCAAAAGCUUAAGUAGUACGCGUAACUUGUGGAAGUUCCAUCCACUUCGACCUUGUCCAUUGGUUGGACUUCAAUCACAUCUUCAACCUCCUCUCCUUCUUGUGAAGAUUCUCCAUAUUGAGUACCAAGAUCUUACUCUUCUUCACUUUCUCCUUUCUUCCUCACAACCUCAUCAAUGCUCCCUGCUUUAGUUUUCUCUUCUUGAUGAUUAGGAGCAAUGAUGGUUUUACAAGCAAGUUCUUCCAUAGAUGGAUCUUCAAGGUCCACUUGCUUGUCCACCCUUGAGACUUCUUCCUCUUCUACCACUUCCUCUUUUGCUUCAUUCUUGAUGUCGAAGAGACACUCUUGAUUGAGUCUCGAGCAAAGUUGCUCAAAACUCUUCCGUUCUUCUCUAUCCUAUUGAGCAUCUCUUCUUGUUCUUUGAGGAAGUCUUGAGUAGAAGGGUCGGGACUUUCCUUGAUGCAAGAUGUCCCUACGGUCCCCACCUCUUGGAGCUAACGUUCCUCUCGUUCAAGAUCUUUAAUCCAAAAACAACCUCGAGGAAGGUUGGGAUCGCUAGCAUCUAGGCACUCCAUUGGUAUGUUGUAGCGCUCGAAUGCUAACUCUCCAAUGCUCUUUUGUGUAGGUGGUGGUGAAUGAUGAAGUGCACUCCCACUCCCGACCAUGAGUUUUUCUAACUCGAGCUCCAAGAGGCUCUUUGGUUCCGGGGUUUGGAGUCGAAUGAGUUAUCUCAAGGCCUUCUAGAUAUGACGUACUCACCUUAAGUCGCUCAAUGGCCAUCUCCAAAUCGAUCUUCAACAUAGGUUGUGAAUGUGGUUCUUGUUAUGAUGGUGGAGAUGCUUGGUAGUAAUCUUGGGGGUACCGUUGAUAGGCAUGGAGAGGUGGUUGUUCUUCAUACCUGGAUCCUAGGCUAUCACCACUAUUAGAAGCUUCAAGAUAACACCAAUUCGGUAGUUGGUGAUCUCCUUACUUCUCAUGCCAACCAUUUGGACCCAUAGCUACACAUAAACACUAUCUAUAUUCACAAAAACAAAAACCACCUAUGAAAGCACAAGUGUAAAAAGAAAAUAAAACAAAAAGUGACAAACACUUAACACAAGAUAACUAAAGGGAACAUAACAAAAGUCUUAUAUGAGAAAGAAAAUAUGACAUCACAAGCACAAAACACAAGAAAAAGGCACCAAAGACUUGAUGCUACACAAACACAAAACGCGAUAAAACAACGCCAAACUUGGCACAAAACACACUGACACAACAAAUAUUAAACUAGUAGUUCUCGGCUUUCAAUAACAACUUAAGAUUCCCCGACAACGGCGCAAAAAAUUUGAUCGCUUGAGCUUUAAAUUUAUAACUCGUUGCACACUCUUUAUUCAAUCUUAACUAAGCCAAGCAUGACCUAGCUAGGGUUCUAGUAAAUUAUCUCCUCUAAACCCAUGUUAGUCACUUCGAUUUAGGCUAUCGUAUCUGGGGCAUUAAGAACAAAGCUCAUUUCAGUGGGUACUACCCACCGUUCACACCGAGGUUUCAUCUCGUGUUCUUUCUAGGAAGGCAUUCCUAUGACAGGUUUACGGUCGCCUCGUCCAUCAUAAGAUCUUUAUCAUCAUCUAACCUAAUUUCCUUGAUGGCGCAUACCCAUCUAAUCCUAAAACUCCAUACCCAGCGUAGAAGCUCAAGUAAACUAGUAGAGAAGAUUAGGGCGACUUACCCAAACACAAUUGAAGCUAGAGAAGCAAUGAAAUCAAUUAGAUAAA
Linum trigynum is the source of this 5184-nucleotide messenger RNA. The record is from the annotation of a GenBank genome assembly. NCBI's taxonomy places the organism in Eukaryota, Viridiplantae, Streptophyta, Magnoliopsida, Malpighiales, Linaceae.